Molecule: messenger RNA, 1205 nt
Organism: Guillardia theta CCMP2712
Lineage: Eukaryota; Cryptophyceae; Pyrenomonadales; Geminigeraceae
Exons: 10
Coding region: 200-1162 (320 amino acids)
Molecular function (GO): protein binding
Source: RefSeq, a predicted model, not a curated record
GGCUAGAAGACAGGCGACAUGCAGACGUCAUCUGGCGUUGUAGUGCUCAGCUUGUCGAACGAUCUCUUCUCUCCGUGUGCUUGAGGUCUUGAAAGAGUUCUUGUCUUAGAUUGCACUGCGAUCAUUCCAUACUCUUCUUCCAUCUUCUCAUUCGCUCAUGUUUUGACCGAGAAUAUCGGAUUUCUCGCGAAAACCUUGCAUGACGAAGUUUGUGCUCUUCAAUCUCUUCUUCAUUGUCGCUCUCUUGAACGGGACGAGCGGCAAUGACAGCCACGAUGACCCCUUUGCGGGAGAGGGAAGCGCAACCAGACAAGGGGUAGAUGACUGGAGCACGCAGCAGGUGUCGCACUGGCUAAGGAAAGAGGGAAUCGAACCCUGGAACGAACAGGAAUACUUCUUGCACCUGAAAGAGCAUGAGAUCGAUGGUUACAUGCUGUUGUCGCUGAAAGAAGAAGAUAUGCUACAUGUCCUUGAUCCUAGAAUGAAGCAGGAAAGACCAGAUGAGUUCGAUCGGAAUCUCUUACGGCUCAAGACUAGUCUCGGGGAGUUGAAGGAGGCGAUUGCAUAUAACCCGAUCAGUUUCUGGGAGUAUCGCAUCGCUCACAGGAGAAACUCUGCCUUCUUUUUGAUCGGCCUGUGCAUAGGUCCUCGAGUAACGCUGUUGUACCUGAUGUUCUUUGAGAAGCGCGUUUUCCUUCUUCUGUUGGGCAAUCAGGGUCUUUCUGUUCUCUCUCUGCUCCUGAUCCUUAUCUUCCCGAAUCUUGCCAUUGGUCUACAUCUCAGUCAAGUCUGGAGGCAUUUUCCUUUCGUCAUCGUGCUUCUCAGCGUCUCUCACUUGCUCGUCUUCCUUGGAAACUUGUAUAACGAUGCCUCCAUGGGAUUCUCAAGCAAUGUAGUCAAAGAAGCUUUGAAAGCUGAUCUACUUCGCUGUGGCAUUCUUCUCGCUCUCUACGUAACUCUCAUGAACUCUGUGUGGUGGCUCAUCGAUCUGUAUGUGUGCAUUGCUAUCAUCUACCAGGUCAUACAGGGUAUAAUUAUGGCGCAAUUUCUCCGACGAACAGUAGACCUUUCACAGUUUUAUCAUGAGCUCAGGGUGUUGAAGGGUAUUCUCCUGUCAGCCAACACCAGGCUGUCACGAAAGAUUCUGUCGAAGAAGAAGUGAAGGGUCAUCUGACAUGUUAAUUCUGAAUACAUGCGUUAAGAAC